This is a messenger RNA of Zootoca vivipara (common lizard), 1583 nucleotides long. It is a transcript of the gene MKRN2, whose product is annotated as makorin ring finger protein 2. Gene Ontology annotation, biological process: protein polyubiquitination. The record is from RefSeq and is a predicted model, not a curated record. NCBI's taxonomy places the organism in Eukaryota, Metazoa, Chordata, Lepidosauria, Squamata, Lacertidae. Gene Ontology annotation, molecular function: ubiquitin protein ligase activity; metal ion binding.
UAGCUUUGGCAGGGCUCCCAAACAGCUCCUCCUCCUCCCUUCGCCCGCUGCCUUAAGCUCCUCAGGGCUCAGCGGAACCAAAAUGCGAGGAGCUGCGCCGGGAGGGGACGCCGAAACGGGAGCGGAGUCGGAGGAGACAUGAGCAGCACUAAGGACGUGACCUGCAGGUAUUUUAUGCAAGGGGUAUGCCGUGAAGGAAGUAGGUGCCUAUUUUCACAUGAUUUGUCUACAAGUAAACCAUCUACUAUCUGCAAAUUCUACCAGAAAGGCCAAUGUGCCUAUGGAACUCGCUGCAGAUAUGAUCAUGUUAGACCUUCUGCAUCAGGUGCCAUAGUGAGUACUAGGACUCUUUGCGCUUCUGCACCACCAUUCUACAGCCUUAACACUCAGCCGGAGCAAAAUACACCUAUAACAAAAAGUAAAGUACAUGAGCCUGGAAAACGUGAAAAGAAAACAUUAGUGCUCAGAGACAGAGAUUUAUGUGGCUCAAAUGAGGAAAGAUGCGGCGCUCAGAGUGAUUCAGCAUGUUGCAGUGUUUCAACAGAUGCUCUAGAAGCAAAGCCCCAUUCAUAUUUGGAAGCUAUCCGCAGUGGGCUUGAAGAUGAUUAUGCUGAACCUGGAAGUUCAUACACUGAUGGCGAACAGUUAUGUCCUUAUGCAGCAGCUGGCAUGUGCCAGUUUGGUGACAGAUGUCUCUACCUCCAUGGGCAAGUGUGUGAAAUCUGUGGCUUGCAAGUACUUCAUCCCUUUGACCCAGAACAGAGAAAGAUGCAUGAAAAGAUGUGCAUGGCUACGUUUGAACACGAGAUGGAGAAGGCCUUUGCCUUUCAAGCAAGUCAGGACAAGGUAUGCAGUAUCUGCAUGGAAGUGGUAUAUGACAAACCAUCAGCAUCUGAAAGAAGAUUUGGAAUCCUUUCCAACUGCAAUCACACAUACUGCUUGUCCUGUAUCCGCCAGUGGAGGGGUGUCAAGCAGUUUGAGAAUCCAAUCAUAAAGUCCUGUCCAGAAUGCCGUGUGAUAUCAGAGUUUGUAAUUCCCAGUGUGUAUUGGGUGGAAGAUCAGACUAAAAAGAAUGAGCUGAUUGAAGCAUUUAAGCAGGGAGUGGGGAGGAAGGCCUGCAAGUAUUUUGACCAGGGUAAGGGGACCUGCCCAUUUGGGGGGAAAUGUCUGUACCUGCAUGCCUAUCCAGAUGGGAGACGGGCUGAACCAGAGAAACCACGAAAGCAGCUUAGCUCUGAGGGGACUGUCCGGUUCCUUAAUUCUGUUCGCCUCUGGGAUUUUAUUGAAGAUCGAGAAAACAGAACACUGCCAGCUGCUGACAAUGAUGUAACAGAGAUGGGAGAGCUUUUUAUGCAUCUUUCUGGAGCAGAUGCUGAACCUACUGCUCCUCCCUAAGCCACCACAAGAUCUCUACCAUGUACUCUUCUGUAUCAGUCUUUCUGUUCCUUAAAUAACUUUGUACUGUUUACCACUUUAGAAUUACUGUGCCAUGGAGACUGAAGUCCUGGUGAAAUUCUAGUAUGAGCCUGACACUGUAGAGCAAAACAAUUGAAGCUUAAUAAAAUGAUUGCUUUAAAUAAAAA